Messenger RNA from Rattus rattus (black rat), 1404 nucleotides. RefSeq names its product docking protein 6 (gene Dok6). The record is from RefSeq and is a predicted model, not a curated record. Gene Ontology annotation, cellular component: cytoplasm. NCBI's taxonomy places the organism in Eukaryota, Metazoa, Chordata, Mammalia, Rodentia, Muridae. The transcript has 7 exons. Bases 388 to 1251 code for a protein of 287 amino acids. Gene Ontology annotation, biological process: cell surface receptor protein tyrosine kinase signaling pathway; positive regulation of MAPK cascade.
GCCGCGAUGGUGCGCUCUGGCCAGCUGUGCGCCGCCGAGUGAGGCGCCAGCCUGUGGGUGCUGCCGGGGGCGGCGGCGCGGAGGGGGGCACAGCUGGCGGCGGCGCGGGUCGCUGUGCUCCGCUUGUGGCCAGGGGCGAAGGUGACGACGGGUCGCGAGGUGCUGGUGCUGCUGAGCAGUUCCGGGCCCGGAUCCCCUGCCUCCGUGUGUGGCGGCCCAGCUAUCGACCCCGGGUCCGCGCCAGCAGGAGCCUGGGGAGAAAUCAGCGGCGGCGCGACUGCUGGCGGCGGCCGGCUGGAUGCGAGACCUGCGUGGACCGGGCGGCGGACAGCGGUUGUCGACUCCGGGGAGCCGAUCGCCCAGCAGAGGAGCCCGACCGCGCUGGCCAUGGCCUCCAACUUUAACGACAUAGUCAAGCAGGGAUACGUGAAAAUCCGCAGCAGGAAGCUAGGGAUAUUCAGACGAUGCUGGUUGGUUUUUAAGAAGGCUUCUAGCAAGGGACCCAGAAGGCUAGAAAAGUUUCCAGAUGAAAAGGCAGCUUAUUUCAGAAACUUUCACAAGGUAACUGAACUGCACAACAUCAAAAAUAUAACCAGGCUGCCUCGAGAGACAAAGAAGCAUGCAGUGGCAAUUAUCUUUCAUGACGAAACGUCAAAGACAUUUGCUUGUGAGUCAGAGCUGGAGGCUGAGGAAUGGUGCAAACAUCUUUGCAUGGAAUGCCUGGGGACAAGGCUGAAUGACAUCAGCCUAGGGGAGCCUGACCUGCUGGCAGCUGGGGUGCAGCGGGAACAGAAUGAACGAUUCAAUGUUUAUCUUAUGCCUACACCCAACCUUGAUAUUUAUGGUGAAUGCACAAUGCAGAUCACUCAUGAGAAUAUCUAUCUCUGGGAUAUCCACAAUGCCAAGGUCAAGCUGGUGAUGUGGCCUCUUAGCUCACUGAGGAGAUAUGGUCGGGAUUCAACUUGGUUCACCUUCGAGUCAGGAAGAAUGUGUGACACAGGAGAAGGACUAUUCACUUUUCAAACAAGGGAAGGAGAAAUGAUCUAUCAGAAGGUCCACUCUGCAACACUGGCUAUCGCUGAGCAACACGAAAGACUAAUGCUAGAAAUGGAGCAGAAAGCCCGGCUUCAGACAAGCUUGACUGAACCAAUGACGUUAUCGAAAUCCAUCUCUCUUCCUCGCAGUGCAUACUGGCAUCACAUUACACGUCAGAACAGCGUUGGAGAAAUCUACAGCUUGCAAGGCAAGUAGCUUCACAGUGACAAUGCCUCACUGUCUGUCAUUUACUUCCUUCUGUGGAGAGUCCUGCAAAUUCCUGUGCAUUUGCAUUGAUUUCUUAUAUUUCCACUUAUCAACUUUCUCAGGGCACAAUAAGAACUCUGACAUUCACCAUUACUUUUUAAA